AUGCCCGGCUCGAAACACCUUCGACAUCUCCGCCCCUACUACCGACCAGCAAGUUGCGACGCCAGAGAAGCCAGCGCCAUCUUCACCGGCAUUGACACUCGAUAUCUCCCCCAGCACGAAGCUGAAGCUCCCAUCAUGGCACCUCGGCGUCGCUCCCUCCCGCCCCAGGCUGCAACCUCAUCCACCGCACCUCGCGGUUCCGCCACGUCAGCAGCAGCAGGAGCCACAGUCCUCGCGACCCCGUCGUCAUCGUACGCGGCAUCAGCCUCUCCCGCCGCACAUGCCACCGGCGGCUCCAAGAAGUUCUACGCCGACGCCGCCGACGCCCUCGCCAAGAUGACGGUCGAGCUGGGGCUGCGCGCCGUCGCCAGCCAGGCGGAGCGGCUCGAGCGCGAGCUCAAGGACGUGGUGGCGGCGACGGCUCAGGACGCGGCGUUUCGGCGCGAGCACGAGCGUCGCCUCGCCGACAUGACGCGCGAGGUGCUCGCCGUGAGGGCCCGCUUCGAUGAGGUGCCCAAGAGCAGCAGCAGCGCCGACGUCGAGGUCCUGCUGGAGCGUGGCCGCCGCGAGGCCGCCGAGUUUCGAGAGCAGCUCCGCAGGGAGAUGGGCGACCUUAGGGCUCAAAUUAACGCUGUUGCCUUUCAACUGAAUACGUUCCCGUCGCCGGCGGAGGCGGAGGCGAUGUUCGCGAGUGGUGCUGCGGGUGACUAUCUCGUGAGAUCGCGGGCCUCAACUGGUGCAAAUGGCCUUGCCUCUACGUGCCGUACAGAGUGCUCUGUCCAGCCGCCCAAGCGCCGCAUCCAGGAGGCCAUCAACUCGACCCGGCGAUGGCACAGCGACCGCAAGACGUCGCGUCUCCCGGACGCAGAGUUUGUCGCCAACUAUCUCAAGCAGCAGUCCAAGCGCGACCCGGCCAUGGCCGUCUUCAUCCAGCGCGCCAUCCAGCGCCGCCUGCAGGCGACGAGGCGCCGGCGCCUGAGCUCCCGCCCCCGCUCGCUCGAGGACUUUUGCCGCGACGUGACCUGGCGGGACGUGGAGGAGGCGGUCGUGGACGCGCUGGUUAACCACGAGAAGACCGCGAUCAAGGCGCUGCGCUGA
Molecule: messenger RNA, 1098 nt
Organism: Purpureocillium lilacinum
Lineage: Eukaryota; Fungi; Ascomycota; Sordariomycetes; Hypocreales; Ophiocordycipitaceae
Source: RefSeq, a predicted model, not a curated record